This is a messenger RNA of Diospyros lotus (date-plum), 1017 nucleotides long. RefSeq lists its product as uncharacterized. The record is from RefSeq and is a predicted model, not a curated record. NCBI's taxonomy places the organism in Eukaryota, Viridiplantae, Streptophyta, Magnoliopsida, Ericales, Ebenaceae. The transcript has 4 exons. The coding region runs from base 67 to 339 and encodes 90 amino acids.
GGCACCAAAAUCCCUAAAUCCUUCUCUGUGUCCCAAAAUCCCUAAAUUCUUCUCUCAUCCUUCUCUAUGUUCCCCAAGCCGCCGCCGCUCCAGCCCUACCACCACUGUCACUCCCAUUGUCGCCAAUCGCAUCACUUGUAUAAGGUAGUGGCAGCGUGGGCCAUGGCAAGGGAGUCAGCUUUUAGGGACAGAGUCGGUUUGGUGUACAAGCAGUCCCGUCAAUCCCUGUCAACUCUGAUGGUUGAGCUGCAUUACUAUAUAUAUAGUACCAGCUGUUAUUGGAUUUUUAGCAACUCAUUGCAUGUGGAAUGGUGUGAUGUCAAACAGAGAUCCAACUAGCUCCUUCAAUUCUAUCUCCUUUAACCCCAAAUCAAGGUAAGAAUAAAAUAACUAAUUUUCUAUUUACUUUAUUGUUAAAUAAACUUUAUAUGUGUCCAACUUGAUAAAAAUUCUAUCUUACAUUGCAUGUUUCUAUCCUUCCAACACAAUUACCACUAUGAUCGCAAUGCAAUUACCAUUGUGAUUGAUUUUAGGUUCAAAUGAAUGGUACGCAUAAUCAACUAAAGGGUUUGAGUGAAGAGAUUGAAGUAUAUUGUGGUGGUACUUGUAUCGUCACAUUUGAACAAGUUUUGUAAAAUCCACUUUUUUAAUUUAGAACUUUUAUUGAGAUACUAAUUAGAUGUUAAUUAUUUUUUAUAUUUUUGGAUGUGUCAUAUUGAUAUUUAUUUUUUGUGACAGAGAUUUAUUCAUCAUAUAUCAAUUCAUUUUGUCUGUAAUAUGAUUUUAGUAUUUUUAAUUUCAAAUUUUAGAUUAAUUGAUAGUGAGUAUAAUAUUUGUUAAAGAAAAAAAUUACAGGUUUAUACAAUUUGCUACAAAAAUAAUUGUCACUUAUUAGAUUGUGCAAUAUUGGGUGACGACUUGUUUUUGUCACCAAAUUAACAAGUUUAAUUUAUGAAUUUAUGAUAAUAAAACUUUGGCCACCAUCUAUACAUACAAUUUUGAGUGAUAUUUUGUUUU